This is a messenger RNA of Styela clava, 3916 nucleotides long. RefSeq names its product choline-phosphate cytidylyltransferase A-like. Gene Ontology annotation, molecular function: phosphatidylcholine binding; choline-phosphate cytidylyltransferase activity. The record is from RefSeq and is a predicted model, not a curated record. Gene Ontology annotation, biological process: CDP-choline pathway. NCBI's taxonomy places the organism in Eukaryota, Metazoa, Chordata, Ascidiacea, Stolidobranchia, Styelidae.
GGAGGUUUUUUGUAACAAGGCCCAAAUACACACACUGACAAUCAUUCUAUAUGUUCUGUAAUUUCAUAUUCUUGUUUAGUGUUAUUACAUUCUACAUAUUGACAUUGGAUUAGUAGAUCGGCUCAGUUUUUAAUGCAACACCAUUGGUGACACCUUUGGGGGUCUACCAUAGUGAUUCAACCAGAUUUUUGUACAAAAAAAAAACAGAAAUGUCACAAAAAAUUAGUGCAAGAAAGCGCAGUCUGCCCAAUAAUUCUGAUUCAGAAGACAAAUCAGGGGGUGAAGUAAUUGCAAAAAAAAUUUCCAAAAAAGCAAAACCAGAAAUCGAGAAAGAAGAUGAAUUUCAGCUUGCCCUAUACGUGCCAGCGUUACUGGCAGAUCCAGAAGGUAGCUCACAUCUUGGGGAAUACAAAAGGGUAACUAAAGAAGAAGCGAUGAAUGUACGACCACCCCAUCGACCAGUUCGAGUCUAUGCAGAUGGGAUUUACGACAUGUUUCAUUCUGGGCAUGCAAGAGCCCUUAUGCAGGCAAAAAAGCUUUUUCCUCACACUUACCUUAUCGUUGGUGUAUGCAGCGAUGAGUUGACUCAUAAAUUGAAAGGUCGAACUGUCAUGUCAGAAUGGGAAAGAUACGAAGCAGUUCGUCAUUGUCGAUAUGUAGAUGAGGUUGUACGUGAUGCUCCGUGGUCAUUAUCACCAGAUUUUUUGAAAAAGCACAGAAUUGAUUUUGUGGCUCAUGACGACAUACCUUACAAUGCUGGGACAGGUUCAUCAUCUGGAGAUGUUUAUGCUCAUAUCAAAGAAGCAGGAAUGUUUUGUGCAACUCAAAGAACAGAAGGAAUAUCUACUUCUGAUGUCAUUACCAGGAUUGUGAAAGAUUAUGACAUGUAUAUUCGACGUAAUUUGGAUAGGGGAUACACAGCUAAAGAGCUCAAUAUAAGCUAUAUGAGAGAGAAGAAGAUUGUCGUGCAAAAUACAAUGGAUAAUGUGAAGGCGAAAGUUAAAGACAUGGGAGAAAAAUACAAGACUGUGGUGAAGAAUCUUGAUGACAGGAGGCAAGAAGUUCUUGAAAAAUGGAGAGAAAAAUCAAACGAUUUUGUUCGUAAUUUUAUUCAAAUGUAUGGGACAAUGAAUCAAUACAAAGAUCAAAUUAUUGAGGCAAUGUCACCAGGACGCACUAGUCCCAAUGGCGAAGGACCAAGAUCUCUAUCUCCAACACUGUGGGCUCGUUCUUCAUUUUUCGGGAACAAACCGGAAUUAUCUGGUCAAGUUUCAAGAGAAGAUCAAGAUUCUGAUAUUUCAGACGAAGAAUAAUAAAUUGCAGUAUUUACUGGUUAUCUUGUAAUCAUAAGGAAAUGUUGAAUUCAUAAUAUAGCUGUCAGAAACGGGUAUAACCACAUGUAACAUUGUUAACUUCAUUUGGUUAUAACCGUAGAAGUAUUAUUAUUAGAAAUUUCGUUCAUUUUCACGAAGUGCAUUGACCUACAAUAAAACAAAUUUGGAUCUAUAUAUUAUAUAUUUACAUACAAAAUAGGCUUUUAAUUCGCAUGCACUGCUUUUUCCAUGUGCAAUACUGCUAUUCUAUUUUCGUUUUCAAAUAUAUGUGAGUCAUUGCAAUUUAUGAGUUCCAAUCUCUGCUCAAGUAUUUAUCCAUUUUUGAUUGUAUCAGCUACACAUGUUCUUAUAAAGGAACUUUCAAUGUAGAUGUUUCAGCACUCCAGAAGUAUGUGUACCAAUAUGGUGGUAACUAAUUUUGUUCGCCUAUUCACAUAUCUGUUUAAAAAAGACUGAAGCCUAUGGGCAGGGGUAUGUAUGUUCACUUGGCUUACACAGACAGUCCCCGAACUCGCAAUACAACUGAAAUAAGGAAAAUCGGAAUAAAAUUUUGGCCUAACCCUGACCUGGUACACAUACUACAGGAGUACCGAUGCUUCUGAAUUCAUUUCUAUUGUUAUGGAGCGGGAAUCUGAGAUUUGAAAACAUUAUUUAACAGCAUAAUUCUUAAUAAUUCCCAUUCACUGCUGGUUGGGAAUAUUUUUUUCAAAGAAUAUAUUUUUACUUAUAAAUGUAAUUUCAUGUAUAUGUGGUGUUAUAACCAUAAAUGUAAGCACAUUAAGGCUUGCCAUCAUCGAUGUAUUAUUAUUUUCUCAUAAUUUAAUUAUUUUCCGCUACUGCAAGUUCAGCACUAAAAAUGUUAGUUUAGUUACAUAUGUAAAGUUUUUUUUUGUCAUUAAUUUGACAAUUUUAUUGCACAAUAACGUGUGUUUGUUUGCCUAAUGCUGGAAUGCUGAACAAUAUCAGUACUUACUACUUACCUAACUUGCUAAUUAGAUUGAAAAAUGUUUUCUUAUGAUGAAUAAUUCAAAGAGGUUCAAGACAAGACUUUUAAGGAGGCUUUGGUAUAACAGGCAUAUUGUGGCUGAAUAUUUUUAGUUUACACUUUUUGCUUCUUUUUUCAUAAAAUAGCUCGAUUAAUCAUUGAGAAGGAAUUAUUUGUGAGACUAAGUUGGGUGUCCUCCAUGAAAUAUAUAGGUCUGGUGAUCUUUUACACCCGAUUCCUAAUUUUUUAUAUGGUUAACAACUGUUGAUGGGAUUCCAAAUUUUGAGAAUGGGAACUCACUAACAAGAGGGUCCCUUAUUUAGAAAUUAAAGCCAAACUCAUAGCUCUAAAGUGCAAAUUGUUCACCUAAUAUCAUCACAUUCCGAAAAACGGGUUUAAGAACCCCUUAAUCCCAUCGCUGUUAACAACCUAAUUUACCUAGAUUUGCUCAGAAGAAUUUAACAAGAGAUCUAGUUGGUUUGAUCACAGUAAACUAAUAUGUGUUGCUUCAUUUGAUUUUUUGUAUAUAUUUUAAAUCUCAUAUUGAUUACCAAGCAGUGCAAUAUUUUAAUCAGAACAUUGCGUAAUUUAUAUUCCCACAAACAUAAGAAGAAAACAAAUGGCUUAUAGACAAUGAGGUACUGCACUCUUUUUUUAAAAAUCCUAAAAUAUAAUGAACUCUUUUGCUGAUCAAUUUUAAGUGUUACUUUCCAGUCUUUGUUGGAUUAAUUUAUAGUAUAACUGUGACAGACAUGUAAAUUUAUGUCAGAGAGGAGACAAUAUCCUUAUUGUUUAUUUCAAAACCAAUAUUAGUACAUUGGAAAGUAGUAUGGUACACAAACUGUUUCUAUUGGUAUUUGUGAACGAUUUUAGGUUGAAGUUUUUGAAAUAUGAAUUUAAAGAUGUAGAAAUACCUUCUUGACAAUAUUUUUCUGUUAUGGUCAUCCUAUCUAUAGUUCGUAACUUUGUGAAGCACACAAAGGAUAUUCCUAUAGUAUUAUAUUGCCUGCCAUUUACUCCCAAAAUGAUCAAAAUUUCAUUAUAAUAAGCCAAUUUGUAUCAAGUUGAACAAUUUUUCUAUGACAUUGUUUUUUCAAAAUAUGACCGUUUCACUUGCUGUUCUUAUGAUUGAAUUUUUGAUUGUUUCUAUCUGAUAUCAAUGACGUCCAUGACAUUAGAAAAAUUCAAAGAGGUAAUUUAGGUAGUAGAAAAUGUGGACUUGAAAACUGAAAACAAAUGGAAUAAAUUUGGAGUGAAAAGGACUCAAUUAGAUAGUAAAUACCUUAGAUUGAACGGUGAUUUUGAGUAAAGAAAUCAAGCCAUUUUUGAAAUUGUAAAAUUGUCAUAACGGGCUGGUAUUUAAUUUCAAUUUGUUCGAUAUAUUCAAGUCGUUUUGUACAGUUCACUUAUUCACAUGUAUUCUACUGUCAAACAAAACCAUAUUAAAUUCUAGUUGGAUUAUUACUGCAAAAUGUCAGUAUUUCAAUGAAUGUACGUACAGGUUGCAGUCACUGCCUAGAUGAGAGUAAUUUAUUUUAAUUUGUUAUUUCAUUAUUGGCUGUAAUUUUCUUCGCAAAUAUAAAAUUAUUGUUGCUCU